GUGGGAAGGCAAGGAAGAAAAGCGUCUCCUUCCACAGACAGCAACCAAAUGAAAGCAUGGCGCCAGCAAAAUGGGCCGCGUGGCUUUGCAAUUUAUGAACCUUCAAAGACUUUUGUGUUUUUCCGUGUGUGAAUCAAUCAACGCUAACUCUGACUUUUUCACUAAAUCCAAAAACCUGCUUUUUGCCCGCUUUGACCAUUUCUCCAUUUCUCAGUUUCUUCCUCGCCUAUAAAUCUCCACUUUAAUUCUCUUUCUUCCUCAUACUCCAACAAAUAAAUAUUGCCGGAAAAGAUGGAAACGAUGACGAACAGAGGAACCCUUCAAUUUACGGAUGUUUCAACGGCUCUUUCCAAUCUCAUUCUAACUGCCGGAGGAAAUACUCUGGAUUCAAUCUUCUCUCACUGUGACAAUUUCAGCCGCUCUGUAAUCGAUGGCGUAGAUUUCGAGCAGGCAGUUGGGUCGUCGGUGUAUCUCCGACAGCGGGAAGUACUGCAGAGAUUUUCUCAGGAAAGGAAAGCAAAUGGGUCUCGGGAUUUAUUUGCAAAGGCAUACGAAGUGCUGUAUUCGGGUUGCGGCGCUGCCGUUGGUGGCGGCAAGAGGAAGGUUUACAGAGGAGUGCGGCAGAGGCAAUGGGGGAAAUGGGUGGCGGAGAUUCGACUGCCGCAGAAUCGGAUGAGGGUGUGGUUAGGAACAUAUGACUCGCCGGAGACCGCCGCCUAUGCUUACGACUGCGCCGCCUGUAAGCUCCGAGGGGAAUAUGCUCGGUUGAAUUUUCCAAAUUUGAAGGAUCUAAAGAGCGAUUUAGGUAGCGAUGAGUUUGUGAAAUUGAGUGGGUUGAAAAAAUUGGUGGAUGCCAAAAUUCAAGCGAUUUUUCAGAAGAUAAAGGGGAAGGGGAAGAAGAAGGAUUGUCGGAGAAUCGGCAGCGAUUUAGGUUCGGGUUCGUGUUCUUCGUCGUCACCGUCGGUGUCUCUGCCUCCAGCGGUAGUGGAGAUGACGGAGAAGUGGAGUUGGGAAAGGGUAUCGGCUGUUGGUGCAGCGGAAGAUGGGUUGUGGAACUUUGAGAACUCGCCUCGAGCUGGUUCAGUGGAUUGCUUGACGGCGACGGCGACGGGAUCGGAAACAGAGUGGUACUCGUUGGAGAAGAUGCCUUCUUUUGAUGCAGAGCAGAUUUGGGAUGUUCUUGCAAUCUAGACCUUUUUUGUUCUUUGUUCAAUCUUCAUGGGACCAAAUAAACUUUUGGUUUGAUGAUGAAUUUUGGAUUUUUAUUCUUACUUUGUAAACUAUUAAACACUUCUUAAAAGGUAUAAAA
This is a messenger RNA of Cucurbita maxima (winter squash), 1309 nucleotides long. Its product is annotated as ethylene-responsive transcription factor ERF061-like. Gene Ontology annotation, biological process: regulation of DNA-templated transcription. Gene Ontology annotation, molecular function: DNA binding; DNA-binding transcription factor activity. The transcript has a single exon. Bases 292 to 1191 code for a protein of 299 amino acids. Lineage: Eukaryota; Viridiplantae; Streptophyta; Magnoliopsida; Cucurbitales; Cucurbitaceae. The record is from RefSeq and is a predicted model, not a curated record.